Nyctereutes procyonoides (raccoon dog) is the source of this 980-nucleotide messenger RNA. Its product is annotated as zinc finger CCHC domain-containing protein 17-like. Gene Ontology annotation, molecular function: zinc ion binding; RNA binding. The record is from RefSeq and is a predicted model, not a curated record. Gene Ontology annotation, biological process: RNA stabilization. NCBI's taxonomy places the organism in Eukaryota, Metazoa, Chordata, Mammalia, Carnivora, Canidae.
GUUGUCUGGUUUUGGCGUUUCGCGCAAUGCUGCGGCCGGGAGACCCGGAGCUGACCCAGAGACACUUGAAUUAACUUUAGCAGAAGAGAAAUGGAGGAGCCAUAGAACAUUAAGGAUGAAUUCAGGAAGACCCGAGACCAUGGAGAACUUGCCUGCUCUCUACACUAUUUUCCAAGGAGAGGUUGCUAUGGUUACAGACUAUGGAGCCUUCAUCAAAAUCCCUGGCUGUCGGAAGCAAGGUCUGGUCCAUCGAACUCACAUGUCAUCCUGUCGUGUGGAUAAGCCCUCUGAGAUAGUGGAUGUUGGAGACAAAGUGUGGGUGAAGCUUAUUGGCCGGGAGAUGAAAAAUGAUAGGAUAAAAGUAUCCCUAUCCAUGAAAGUCAUCAACCAAGGAACUGGGAAAGACCUUGACCCCAACAACGUUAUCAUUGAGCAAGAAGAAAGGCGGCGGCGGUCCUUCCAGGAUUACACUGGGCAGAAGAUCACCCUCGAGGCUGUCCUGAACACCACCUGCAAGAAGUGUGGCUGUAAAGGCCACUUUGCAAAGGAUUGUUUUAUGCAACCAGGAGGGACCAAGUAUUCUCUGAUACUGGAUGAGGAAGAGGAGAAGGAAGAGGCAAAGUCAGCAGAGUUUGAGAAGCCUGACCCCACAAGGAAUUCUAGAAAAAGAAAGAAGGAAAAGAAGAAAAAAAAACAUAGAGACAGGAAGUCGUCUGACUCUGACAGCUCAGACUCUGAGAGUGACACAGGCAAGAGGGCAAGGCACAUAUCAAAAGACAGCAAGGCAGCAAAGAAGAAGAAGAAGAAGAAGCACAAGAAGAAACACAAGGAGUGAGAGUGGAAAGAGUAGAGGGGGUGGUGAGAGGAGGAGGAACCAGGAGCCUUGUGCCUUGAAGCCCUGGCUCCGGGAAAGACUCAGUAUUGUGAAUAUGGCCUCCCACCCCACUGACUUUUCACCCGCGGGAGAUGGCUUCCCCUUA